Messenger RNA from Dendroctonus ponderosae (mountain pine beetle), 467 nucleotides. RefSeq lists its product as uncharacterized. The record is from RefSeq and is a predicted model, not a curated record. Gene Ontology annotation, cellular component: BLOC-1 complex. Lineage: Eukaryota; Metazoa; Arthropoda; Insecta; Coleoptera; Curculionidae.
UUGGAUCUGACCAAGUCGAUUCAGGGCGCUGUAAUACUGGGAGAAAAAACUCUCGGCUCAGUUGAGCAUCAGCUACUCAAGUCCCAAAUCACUUUGCAAGGGGCCGUCACUUCUCUGAAAACCCUCAGCGUUAAUUCGCUCACUCUAAAAAACAAGUUUCACUCUCUCUUGUCUUCCAACUUUCUUCCAAACAUUAAUUGUUCUAAAUUGAAUGCCAUCGUUCUCUUUUUCGUGUUGACCUACUAGAUUGCGCAACUUUUCUAUCUUUGCAGGCAGAGGCUCGAACUUUGGGUUUGCGUUUAAAUGGUCUCCACUUUAUAAAAAUAUACAAGAUAGAUCUGGAUUGCCGCUCUUAGUUGGCUUAUACUUAGAGAACCGGUUGAGCUGUCGAGCUCUAAUUGACAUUGUGGGCAGAGCAGUAUAUUGUUAACUUUUUCAUAUCAAACAUCGUUUUGGAAUUAUUUCUG